GACCUGAAACACCAUCCCAGGGACAGCAUCACUGCGGCAAUCCACCGUUGCUGGAAUUACACUGAAGAGGAAUCAGCGAGUUUCCUCUGAACGGCUUCCGAAGGAUAACACAACAUGGCUGAGUCGAUUAUUUUUCAAUCCUACCUGAGCUGCCCCGUUUGUUCGAACACAUUAAAAGAUCCCGUUUCUCUGAGCUGUAGCCAUAACUUCUGCGCCAGCUGCCUACAGAGAUUCUGGCACGAAACUAAAACCAAGAACUGUCCCAUCUGCAGGAGAAGAUCCUCUAAAGAAAGGCUCUCAUUGAACUAUACGCUAAAGGAACUGGCUGAUUCUUUUGCUCGAACGCAGGUGUUUGGACCACCUGGGAUGGCAAGGAGAGAGGAGAACUUAUUAGUGGUCUGUAACAGGCAUCCAGAAGAUCCUAAAUACUACUGUAAAGAUGAGCAGAGAGCUGUGUGUCACAUCUGUGAGUUUAUUCUCCACCAAAAUCAUAAAGUGCUUCCAAUAGAACAGGCGAUCAAUGAGCUGAAGAUGCAGCUGAAGUCGGAUUUAAGGACUCUGCAAGACAAGAGGAACUGGAGCAUGCAGAUGGAGAAAACAUACAGUGAAAUGGGAGAACACCUAAGGAUUCAGGUGUUGAACACAGAGAGUCAGAUCAGAGCAGAGUUCAACAAGCUCCACCAGUUCCUGAAAGAGGAAGAGGAGUCCAGGCUGGCAGCUCUGAGACUGGAAGAGGAGCAGAAGGCGAAAACUAUGAGCAGCUACUUGAUGAAGAUCCAGGAGCAGAUCUCUUCUCUGACAGACACCAUCUCUGCUCUUGAAGAAGACCUGCAGAAAGAAGUCAUGCCAUUCCUCAGCAGCUAUAAAGCCACUCAGAGCAGAGCCAGGACCCAUAGGUCAGUGCCAAAUCCACAGCUGUUCCCGGGAGCUCUGAUUGAUGUGCCCAAACAUCUGGGCAACCUGUCCUACAGAGUCUGGGAGAAGAUGAAGGAGAAGGCCCACUUCAGUCCUAUUGUUCUGGACCCAAACACUGCACACCCCAGUCUUUAUCUGUCCGACGAUCUAACCAGUGUUAAAUGUGGAGUGACAUGGCAGCAGCUACCUGACAAUCCAGAGAGAAACAUCAAGUAUGCCAAUGUGUUUGGUUCUGAGGGCUUCAGCUCAGGGAAACACAGCUGGGAGGUGAAGGUGGGAGACCAUCCCGACUGGCUCAUUGGAUUGGUUAAAGAGUCUUUCGACCGAAAGGGGGAGACAUUUGCCUCCCCAAAAUUUGGAGUUUUAUGUUUGGUCCAUCGCAAUGGGAAAUACUCAAAUGGGGCUGGUAAGACUGUGAUGGUAAGGGAGAGUCUUCAGAGGAUCCGAAUCCUGCUGGACUAUGAUGGAGGGGAGGUAUCCUUCUACAACUGUGAGGACAGGAGUCUCCUCUGCACCCACAAAGACACUUUUUCUGAAAAGCUCUUACCGUACUUUUGUAUCGGAAAGGCCGGCGAGAGUAAAACGCAUGACAUUAGAAUCAGUAAAAUUUCUCCUUGAGAGGUACAGAGUGUAAGUAGGCUUUGACUGUUAACAUAUUAAAAUGUGAUAAAUAUGGAUUAGGACACAGAUAAUGUAUGCUAAAUAGGAAUAUUUAUCUGUUACGGAUACAAGGUAAAAAAUAUUAAACAUAGAAAAGAAGUACAUAACAUUACAUUUAGGAAUCAUAACAUAAAAUGUUACAAAAAAGUAACAUUUUAUAUAAAAUUUAUAUAUAGAUGAAAUUAUUACAAAUGAAGCAGCUCAAUACUGAUCUGUUUUUCAAUAUGCUAAAAUUAUUUGGCAACUGACUACUCAGGUUUAUGUCUGAUUUUUACUUUUGGAAAUGUUGGAUUUUGACCUUUCUUUCUGCAUUAACUUGCUAUGGGAACUUACCUGACAUGCUAAUCUCAUAUGAUUGUUUUUAGGUUUAUGAUUACUUUCUUUGCAAUAGUCUAUUUAAUAGUUUUAGGGAUUAUGAUUGAAAGAUGAAGUGUAAUCAGGGAUUCAGUUUGAAUCUAAUAUCAAGCUUUAAAGAUGUGUAUGCUUUCUUAUAUGUGGGAGCAAAUUUUGGAGUUUGUAUGACAUAUGUAUUUUAGCCUGUUAAAGGUAAAGUAUCUCUUUUAUGUUUGUCAGACAGUCCUCUGUACAGUAA
Cyprinodon tularosa is the source of this 2167-nucleotide messenger RNA. Its product is annotated as zinc-binding protein A33-like. The record is from RefSeq and is a predicted model, not a curated record. The coding region runs from base 115 to 1533 and encodes 472 amino acids. Gene Ontology annotation, molecular function: protein binding; zinc ion binding. NCBI's taxonomy places the organism in Eukaryota, Metazoa, Chordata, Actinopteri, Cyprinodontiformes, Cyprinodontidae. The transcript has a single exon.